AGAAUUUGUUAGACAGUUAGAGAUGUGUGUGUGAUCAAGCAUCUAAAUCUCUCAAGGUUGAGAGAGAGAGAGAGGUACCACGUGCAAUUACUACUUGUUAGUUGUUGUGAAACAAAGUAUAAAAACCAUGCUUGCUUCCAGCUUCACCAUCUCUCAUUCUCCAUUUUUCUCUUCUCAAAUCUUCUCACAUGUUAACCGUACCGCCCAAGCGCAAUCGAUUGCGAUGGGAGAGCACCGUCGCUGUAGGUGCCGCCGGACUCACUACAUUAGCCAUCAAGUAUCCGCUUGACAUUGUCCAAACUAGAUUUGAAGUUAAUGACCGUCGACUCUUCUCUCAGUUUCCUAAAUACAACGGUACUGUUCACGCCAUUUUCACCAUUGCUCGCACCGAGGGAUUGAAAGGGCUAUAUGCAGGCUUUCUUACUAAGACUAUUGGGCCAUUUAUUGCAUUGAGUGCAUAUCUCAGUUGUUAUAGCAAAUAUAAACAAGGAUAUGCUAGGAGCAAAGAAGCUAAACAAAGUGAUGCCAAGAGCAGAGAGGAGCCGUUUAGGCCAAGUCUUGCCGCAACUCUUCAAUCAGCAGCUUUGGUUUCGUUGCGCAUGCAUGAAUCCUUUUACGGUAGUGAAGACAAGAUUGCAGCUUCAGACACCGCUUCAUCAGGCACGGCCAUACUCUGGGAUAUAUGGUCUGCUCUCCAUCUUAAAUUAACUAUAUAUUCUGAACUGUUCACUUUUGGGUUAACUUUCAUCAUGUUCUGUGUUUAAGUGUCUAUAUUCAGUCAUUAGUCACUACUUGGUAAUGUAUUAGCGUACGCAUUCGUCCCAUCUCUUUCAAGUUUCAACUACUGUAAAGCUAAAACAUGAUAGUCCCAAUAUAUUUUGCUUACUGUGGUUAUAUUUAUCAAUAUACCAAUUGCUAACCAGCCAUGACAUAUUUUUAUCUGUAAAAUAAAAUAUCAGAUGCAUUUAGGACCAUAAAGAGGGAAGAAGGAUUUAGUGCACUUUACAGAGGGAUUGUUCCUGGUCUGGUAUGUUGCUGGCUCUUGUUAUUUUUCCUGUCAAUCUUAACACUGAAAAUUAUAACGGAAGAUUAUAUAUAAUAUGUGGAAUUGUGCAUAGAUGGGUCUUUCUUUUCCAAUCUUCAACAACAAUGAACCCACAGUAACACUAGUUGUUGCGGCGUGAAAUAAUUUUAAAUUUUCACAAACUAUAUAAAGUGACACCACCAUGCUAUUACACUAUUUAUCAACCAUAGCAGAGUCAUACAGAUUGGAAAGUGCUUGAAAUACACAUUGAUAUACUUUUAAAUGUAUGUUUUUUCAUUAUUUAGAAUGCAUAUUGGAAUUUGGGGUUCUGAAAUUUUGAUUUGUGGUGAGAAUAUUUGAACGAACAUGGCCAAAAUUUUCUGUCGCGGUUACAAUGUGGCCGUACAUGUGACUGAAGAUUACACUGAAAUUGUGGUGCGAUGCAGUUGCCGAUACGAGCAAGGAUAUGGGCUGCAAUGAAGUGAGAUUGGAGAUUGAGUCCAAUGAAUUAGGGAGGCUCAAAAGGAUCAUACUACACUUAAAAAGUUGAAUGACUAUGUUGCCAUUUAGUAAUGACUCAUUGGUUCUAGAAGAUUGGUGACUCACUAGUUUGUUACGAAGCAUCUUGUAUUUUCUCUAUUACAAUCAUCAAUGAAAUUCAGUCAAUUCUCUUCUUUAUCUCUAAAUUCUAGGAGUGUGAUCCCUACUCGAAUUGGGUCCUAUCAGUUGCGGUGGCUACCACAUCAGCAAUAUUGCGGGACACAAUUGUGGAUGCAGAAUGCAAUUUAAAACCACGGGCUAUAUUAAGAAUCGAUUAAAUAAUGAAGUUUAUUGUCUACUUGUUGUCCAUAGAGAGCUUGCUUGACUUUGUAAUGUUUUGCAGGUCUUUGCUGCUCACAUCACAGUAUACGAGAAGCUCCGUAGAACUGUUGUCAAUUCCAAGACCAAAGGAAGUACAAUAAAACAUCAAAACCCUGAUAAAAUCUUGGUUAUACGGACUCGUUUGCAGCAACGACCUGACAGCGAUGGAAUACCAAGAUAUAAGAACAGUUGGCAUGUUGUGAAAGAAACUGCACGAUUUGAAGGUCUCCCAGGUUUUUACAAGGGAAUCACUCCAAGCCUCUUGAAACAUAUCCCUAUUUCUUCAAUAUCAUUUGUUGUUUAUGAAAAUGUUCUAAAAUUACUUAAGCUAGCUAGUAGGAAUGACUGGGUAUUUUCCUUUUACUUUAUGAUGUUUCUUUCUUUCUCUCGUUUUUGGUGUUAUAAAAUAUGUGAUCCAACCAUGUGGACGCAAUUUUUGAACAUGACAGCAUUCUUGCCACAUGUUCCAUCCUUUUCAUGUCCUAGAUUGGAUACUCUAAAAUUUGAUCAACGAAAUUUCUGUACAUU
This is a messenger RNA of Medicago truncatula (barrel medic), 2413 nucleotides long. Its product is annotated as folate transporter 1, chloroplastic. Gene Ontology annotation, biological process: transmembrane transport; nucleotide transport. The record is from RefSeq and is a predicted model, not a curated record. The transcript is spliced from 8 exons. Lineage: Eukaryota; Viridiplantae; Streptophyta; Magnoliopsida; Fabales; Fabaceae. Bases 189 to 764 code for a protein of 191 amino acids.